Molecule: messenger RNA, 927 nt
Organism: Zymoseptoria tritici IPO323
Lineage: Eukaryota; Fungi; Ascomycota; Dothideomycetes; Mycosphaerellales; Mycosphaerellaceae
Exons: 1
Cellular component (GO): mitochondrion
Source: RefSeq, a predicted model, not a curated record
GACACAGAGACAAAGACUGUUUUGAACGCCGGCGCGAAGAAAGAAAUUGAGUACUUGGCUCGGCACGGCCGUCCACUGCUCCCGUUCAACCGCAUGCUAAGAGAGACUUUCAAUCUGGAAAAGCAAGAACCUGCAAUUCAUCUCGACAGCCUUCAAAAGUAUCUGAGGAUCUCCGAAGCACUCAUUCCCAGCGGAGAAGCCCUUGUCCGACCAGUCAUCAGGCAUCCUGACCUGCGACCCAGCAACAUCUUCGUUUCAGACGACUACGAGAUUACAUCCUUGAUCGACUGGCAAAACGCUACAAUCCUCCCUCUAUUUCUGCAAUCCGGACCUCUCGAUGACUUCGACAGCUCAGGUUCAGCCUCACGCCUGGAGACGUCCCAACGCCCUCCAGGUCUUGCUGCUUCGAAUGAAGACAGUCGACUGGAACAGCUCGAGCUUUUCAGCAAGCAACAGCUUCAUCACCUCUACAUGACAGAAACAUCGAAGAACAAUCCCACGCACUACGAAGCGUUGUCAAUUCCUUUUGCCGUAGGAAGACGGAAGACCUACGACCUGUCCAGUGCCCCGUGGCAAGGCGACAACGUUCCGCUGCGGUCAAGCCUCAUUUUUCUGAAGCAGCAAUGGUCUCAGCUGGUGACCGCGGCUAAUACGCCAUGUCCAAUCACCUUUGCUGAGGAGGAAGAGCGGGAAUAUUUUCGCCUCGAUGAUCUCGAGCAAGAGGCCACGGAACAGUUGAAAGGCUCUAUGGAGAUGCUCGGUCUGGGUCCAGAAGGGUGGGUAUCAAAUGACAAGUACGAGGCUGCCACAGAAGCCAUUGCCCGGAUGAAGGAAAUGUGUCUUGAACAGGCGGACACCGAGCUUGAAAGGGUCGCAAUAAGAGACCAUUGGGUCUAUGACGAUCUAGAAGAAGAGGAGUAUCUGUAG